AAUCUCUUUGCGGAGACCUUUAUUGCCUUGCAUAAACUAAUUUAAGAAGAUGAUGAAGAAGACUUCCAAAUGUAUCAGUAAUUCAAAACUACCGUUACUAAAAGUUUAUGGUGUAAAGGCAAUAAAGUAGGUACAAUACAGUGUAAGUUUAACGUAAAACUUCCCAGGUUUCUUAAAUAAAAAUUAGUAGGUAUCAGAACCGAGAAUGGUUGCACAUUAGGUGUUAAUAUUUGUAGUUCUAAGUCAGUUGCUUAGAUUGCAGAGAUUACUACUAUCUUUUAAAAGUUGUAUGAAUCUAUGUUUAAGAUGCAAUCGUUAAGUCAUAAUGAUCCUAAUAGAGCAAUACUCUAACAUCAGGCCUUGACUAUAAGCUAACAACUAUUAGUUGAAGUUUAAAAAGCUGACAAAGAUACCAAUUCCAAAUUAUUCUACUAUAAAAACUAGGAGGAUUUAUUUAAAGCUUAGGAAUAUUUUAUUAAGAUAGCAGAACAGAUAACAAAAUAUAUAGAUAAAUUGGAUGAUAAUCUAAGGGAGGUUUGCUAUGAAAUCUUAUUGGUAUUAAUUGACAGAGGAGAAUUUCGAUUGCAUUCUUUAGGAUAUUUUGAGGAAUGUAAGUAGUUGUCCAAAAAGCAAUUGGAACUAAAAAACUCAGUGAAUCUUCAUUAUUCGGAAUUUAUGCUCCAAACAUUAAAUUGGGUUCUUCUUAAGGUUCCAUUAAAAACACAAUAGUAAAAUGAGAGAAAAUUCAUGAUGAGAUUCCUGGUGUUGGCAUUUAUAAGAAUCUAUAACUUUAAGGAUUAAUUAUUGAAAUGCAUCAAUAAACCUAAUGACCCUUAAUUAGUGGAAUGGAGAGGGAAUGAAUUUUAAUUAGAAGAAUAAGAUGUUUUUAUAAAUGAAUAAGUAGCUAUGAUAUUUGAUUGGCAGACGUACUUUUAUAACUAUCUCUCUUAAAACCAAUAAUACUAAUUAAAUUAAACCAUGUAAGAUGAGUAAUGGAAGUCAACCUUCUAGAAGAGGAGUUUAAUUUAUCAAUACUUUAUUAUGGAUUUCUGUACUUACAUAUAAUACAUUCUGUAGAAGAAUAAUAUACAAUGGCAACAUGUGCCUGGAUAUAAACAAUUAUUGAAAUCUUUUCUUUGUGAGUUGAAAUUAAAAGAAUCAUAUACUACAUCAUUUUUUGAUUGUGUGAUGGCAAUUUCGAGAAAUACGAAUAUCAUCAACAUUAUUGUAAUGAUAUUAUUCAAUAAAACUAAUUUGUAUUAAUCUGAUUAGGUCAUAUAGGUUUUCGAUUUAUUGAGUUUAAUAAUAAAUUAAUGCCCUUAAACAUUAACAGUUUUUGAUUACCCAUUCUUUUUAAAUGGGAUUAGAAUUGUAUUAACAUAAUCAGAACAUGCUAUAGCAAUAGCAACAGUUUUGGAGUUGAUUUACACCAAUUUUUUGAAAUUCCCGAUAGAGUUCAGAAAGGCAGUGAUCGACUUAUUAUUUGAGCCAAUAUGUUUUGAACUGUUUCUCCAUUGGUCAAAGACUGUGAGGACAGUGUUUAUGAGUUUUCUACUCUAUCGGAUAUGCCAUCAAUAUCGAAAUAACAAGAUUUCAGUAAUGGAUGAGGAACUGUUUGAGUAGUAGUAUUUGAUAGCCUCGAAGCCAAGGAAGAAUUUUAGUUUUUACGAGAAUAGAAAGGAGGAGAAAUAGUUAAUUGCAGAUUACAUUUACUUGAAAUACACAAGAUUUAUGAUGAACAUAGAAUAGGUCAAGAUUCAAUUGAAGUAGUUUCCAGUCCAUAGAGAUUUGACUGGUCUAGAGAGUUUGAAGGAGAAGCUGGCUCAGAAGAAUCAGUAUCAUUAGGAGAGUCAGAAUAUUAUUAUAUAGGAGUAGAGAUAAGAUGAUAAGGAGGAGAUUCCAUCUGAGAAGUAGAUAAUUUUUGAGAGAAGGAACGAAUAUAGAAAUCCUACUAAAAAGAGAACCAUCAUCUUGUCAGACAAUAAAUAUAAAUAUUUAAAAGUAGCUUUAAAUGAGUUCUCUGAUUUGACUAAACAAUACACAAGAUGGAGAUAUUAAUCUAUGAAUAUGAGUGGGGAAGAGUUGAGUCCAGAAGAGAAGAGUUAGGCGUAUUUGAACUUCUAGGUUCCACAAAUUAAGAUAUUGGUGCAUUAUGAUUAGAAAGAAGGGAAGCAAGAUUGA
Molecule: messenger RNA, 2181 nt
Organism: Paramecium tetraurelia
Lineage: Eukaryota; Ciliophora; Oligohymenophorea; Peniculida; Parameciidae
Exons: 3
Source: RefSeq, a predicted model, not a curated record